AUGCUGUACAAGAGAAGAGUGAUCUACAAUACACGUCAGUCUUCAGCUGGUGGUGGUGGUGGAGGAGGAGGAGGAGGUGGUGGUGGAGGAGGCAGUGGCAGUGGAGGUGGAACAGGAUCGAGCUUGGUAUCAGGGAAUCCACACAGAAGAAUCCACCAUAACCGAUCAUCCUUGAAACGAUGCCCUUCCCUUCCCCUAUCCCCUUGUGAUCACCUACACUAUCCUCAUCACCGACAUUCAUCUAGUACUCCUUGUGGAGCUGCUACUGGUACUAACAUACUUCAUCGUUCUCCAGUCAUGGGAAAUUCCUUUCCCAACUCAUCACAGAAGGUCACAGGAGCUGUUAGAACAUUUGGAGAUGGAAAGAGCAGACGAGGUGGAAUGUUUGGAGCAUGGGGUCGCUAUGGGUGUACAUGCAAAGGUUGUUUGGGUCGGGGAGAUUUCUUCCCAUUUUCUUUCAAUCACCCACCUCGAUUAGAGAUUCUCUUGGACAUGCCUCCUGUUCCCCCUGACAUACAACUCAAGCACGCCUGGAAUCCCAAUGAUCGAUCUCUCAAUAUCUUUGUGAAGGAGGACGAUCCUCUUACGUUCCAUCGACAUCCAGUGGCCCAGAGCACGGACUGUAUCCGAGGCAAAGUUGGCUAUACUAGGGGCUUUCAUGUGUGGGAAUUCCACUGGAGCACAAGGGAACGAGGGACUCAUGCUGUGGUUGGAGUUGCUACUAUGAAUGCUCCUCUGCACUGUGUUGGCUAUCAGAGCUUGGUCGGAUCCACAUGUGAAUCUUGGGGGUGGGAUCUUGGCCGAAACAAGCUCUAUCAUGAUGUCGACAACAAUCCUCCUCGUACCUAUCCUUCCACGCUCAACAAUGACGAGAACUUUGUUGUCCCAGACACCUUCCUCAUGGUGCUGGACAUGGAGGAAGGGACAUUGUCAUUUGUGGUUGAGGAUCAGUUUCUUGGAGUUGCUUUCCGAGGUCUCCGUGAGAAGAAGCUCUUCCCUGUGGUCUCUGCUGUAUGGGGACACUGUGAAAUCACUCUUCGGUAUCGAGGGGGACUUGACCCCGAGCCUCCACCACUGAUGGACUUAUGUCGCAGGGCCAUCCGCAAGCAACUAUCGAGCCACAGGGAUGUAGAGAAGGCUGUAACACAGCUUUCACUUCCAACAGCCAUCCAAGACUUCCUACUCUUCCAUCACCGAAGAUAGGCUACUCUGUCAAGUGCAAGGAAGUAGGAAAAAAGAAAGGGUGGGGGACACUGACACUAUGGAACACCACUGUCUUCAUCAACUUCAUCCUUGUCUUGGUUCUGAGCUCUUUCUCAUGACCCUGGUCUCGUUCUUUCUGAGUGUACCCAUAUCUGUGAUGUGCCAAGGGAAACCAGUCCCCCAUCCACCUCCAUGUGAUAGAGGGGAAGUCGUCUCUUUUUCCCUUCUUCCAGUCUCAUGUUUCUGUUCCCACAUUGAGCAGCAUUGGCUGUCCACAGGGUACAAAUUUUGAGAACAAGAAGUUUCAUUUUUCUCUUUGCAUUCUGGUAUGCCUUUUAGUUUUUCAUGUGCAAAUCAGAGAACAUUGUGUAUUUUGCCUGGAAUUUUUUUCUCCAUGACAGAAGGAAGAUUAAUGUCUUUUCUAAUGGCACAUGCAGUGGUUUUUUUCUCCCACCCCCCCAUCUGUUUGUAUGUCUACCUCAUGAAAUCUUCCUGUUUCCAUUUGGAAAUGAUAAUGAAACAGUGACUUCUUGGCUUUUCUUUUGGAGCUGGCAGAAGGGCAUUGAAAUCAGAUCUUUGUUGGUUUUUUUUUUUUUACUCAAAUUGUCACCCUGGCCCUGGAUUGAACAAUGGAACAGUUUCUUUUAUUUUGCAUUGGCAUCUGUAUUUUGCUUCAGUCUUUCUUCCCCUAUCAUGCAAUAAGUCAUUCAUGGUCAACAAGGAAAUACAUCUCAGCAUGUGUGCCACUCCCUGAAUAUGAUGACAAUGUGGCACCACAAUCUGGGAAUAUAUCCAACUUCAUCCACUGCAAGCCCUGAUCUUCUUUACCAACUUCUACCGCUUUUCCCUGUCUUUUUUCUUCUUCCUUCUCUUCCCUUCUUCUGGUGAGGCUCUUGACAUCUUUCUCUUGAGCUGCUUUUUAUCCCUCCUCUUCCGUUCACAACUACUACUGCUGUCAGUCUCCGAUUUCACAUGUUCCUUUUUCUUCCUCCGCUUCUUCAUCUUUCUCUUCUUUUCCUUCUCCAUUUUCUCCAAUUUCCUAUAAAAUCAAC
This is a messenger RNA of Darwinula stevensoni, 2255 nucleotides long. The record is from the annotation of a GenBank genome assembly. Lineage: Eukaryota; Metazoa; Arthropoda; Ostracoda; Podocopida; Darwinulidae.